This is a messenger RNA of Ostrinia nubilalis (European corn borer), 1707 nucleotides long. RefSeq lists its product as uncharacterized. The record is from RefSeq and is a predicted model, not a curated record. Lineage: Eukaryota; Metazoa; Arthropoda; Insecta; Lepidoptera; Crambidae. The transcript has 3 exons. The coding region runs from base 148 to 1254 and encodes 368 amino acids.
GAAAUCGUACAGUCAGUUCGCGAUCACAUUAAUUCAGUGCCCCGAAUAGAGAGCCACUACACUCGGGCUAACACAAGUCGUGAAUUCAUUGACGGUGGCCUAACUAUUAAGGAAUUGUAUCGCAAUUACGUAUCGAAUAGAGAUGCAAUGCCAGUAGCAUCUUAUGACAUGUAUAACAGAAUUUUUAACACUGAAUUUAACUUAUCCUUCUUUGUCCCUAAGAAGGACCAAUGUGAUCUCUGCGAGUCGUACAAAAAUGCUAUUGGAUCAGACAAACUUAAAUUAGAAGAACCUUAUGAAGAACAUCUUAGACAAAAAGAAUUGAGCAGAAAAGAGAAAACCGAUGAUAUAGCAUUAACUAAAACCGAUGCUGAAACAGUCGUUGCAAUAUACGAUUUACAAGCAGUCAUGCCGGUUCCAACUGGGAAUAGCUCGGCGUUUUUUUAUAAAUCUAAGCUAAAUUGCUUAAACUUUACAGUCACAGAAUUAAAAGAUAAUACUACAAGUUGUUAUUUCUGGCACGAAGGGCUUGGUAAUCGAGGGGCUAUUGAAAUUGGGUCCUGUGUACUAAAGUUUCUAAAAGAGAUUUCAGAGCGUCAUCCUAAUUGCAACAUUAUAUUUUACUCGGAUAAUUGUUGUGGGCAGCAGAAGAAUAGGUUUCUCCUUGGCAUGUACUACUAUGCAGUUGAAACUCUACCAAUUACGUCAAUCACGCACAAAUUUUUGAUUCGCGGCCACACCCAGAAUGAGGGUGACAACGCUCACUCACUGAUUGAAAAGGCAAUUAAAAGAGCAAAGAGAUCUGGUCCUAUUUACAGUCCUCACCAGUACGUGCAACUGGUAAGGAAUGCCAAGAAAACUGGUAAACCUUUUGUGGUUCACGAGCUAAACUAUGACGAUUUUUAUGAUCUAAAAAAGCUGUUUGAGGAUAUUGGGUUAAAUAUUAACAAAGAUCUAAAAGGCAAUCCGAUAAAAUUAACAGAAAUAAAAGCUAUUCGAUUUGUAAAAAGCAUUGACACUUACACUAUAAAGUACUCUUACGCAGAUGAAUGGCAACAAGUAAGCACAAAACCCACAAAAAAUUUAAGGAAAACACGCUCUGACUUUAAUUUAAGUAUUACAGAUAUUUGCCUAGAGCCAGCUUAUAAUUCAAAGAUAGCAAUUUCAGAUCAAAAAAAGCAGGAUUUGCGUAUUUUGCUAGAAAAAAAUAUUGUUCCUAGAUGUUAUUCUGGAUUUUACGAAAGCUUGUUUUAAUUGUUUACUAGUAGCUAUACUAAUUGUUUUUCUUUAUAAAAGAUUUUUUUAUUAAUUUACGUGAUUAUUUUGUAACUGUGAGACAUUUACGUACUUAUUAUAACGAUAAAAGACUAAAACUGUUAAAACUUUUCUUUAUUAAUUGAGUGUAAGCAAUAAGACAAUAAUAUAACAUUAAGAUAAUUGUAGUAAAUGACUGUGAUUUAAACAUGCCAUAUUAGUAACUGAUAAGACUGUACUUAGUCUACAAAAUGUUGAAUAGUUCUUAAAUGUAAUUUAAGUAUAAUGUGAGGGAUCCAUUGUUAUUAUUGUGUGUUGGUUAUGGUCGUACAUAAAUUAAUACUCCGUUAUGCUGGUGCAUAUAAUAUUAUGUCAAAGAUCUCUUAAAAUUUUGUAUAAGUAUAAUAAAAACAGAAUAUUAUUAAAAAAUAAAGUUCUUUUAUUUGAAGAAUC